This is a messenger RNA of Dovyalis caffra, 1437 nucleotides long. The record is from the annotation of a GenBank genome assembly. Lineage: Eukaryota; Viridiplantae; Streptophyta; Magnoliopsida; Malpighiales; Salicaceae.
AUGCAGUCUGAUAGUGGAAAGCUCUUCAUUGGUGGAAUUUCAUGGGACACUGAUGAAGAACGGCUGAAGGGUUAUUUUCGAACUUUUGGGGAGGUAGUGGAGGCUGUGAUAAUGAAGGAUCGCACCACAGGACGUGCCCGUGGAUUUGGUUUUGUUGUUUUUGCUGACCCAGCUAUUGCAGAGAGAGUCAUUAAGGAAAAGCACAGCAUCGAUGGCAGAAUGGUUGAGGCGAAAAAGGCUGUUCCUAGGGAUGACCAAAACAUUCUGAGUAGAAACAGUGGCAGUAGCAUCCAUGGUUCUCCUGGUCCAGGGCGUACAAAAAAGAUUUUCGUAGGAGGCUUAGCAUCCACAGUUACAGAAAGUGAUUUUAAGAAUUAUUUUGACCAAUUUGGUACCAUCACAGAUGUUGUGGUAAUGUAUGAUCAUAACACUCAGAGGCCAAGGGGAUUUGGGUUCAUCACUUAUGAUUCCGAGGAGGCAGUGGACAAAGUUUUGAUGAAGACUUUUCAUGAACUGAAUGGCAAAAUGGUUGAGGUUAAGCGAGCUGUUCCCAAAGAGUUAUCACCUGGUCCCAGUCGCAGCCCACUUGGUGGAUACAACUAUGGUCUAAAUAGGGUUAAUAGCUUCCUUAAUGUUUACACUCAAGGAUAUACUCCAAGUACAGUUGGAGGCUAUGGACUUAGGAUGGAUGGCAGGUUCAGUCCGGUUGCUGGUGGCCGAAGUGGUUUCCCUCCAUUUGGUUCUGGUUAUGGAAUGGGUAUGAAUUUUGAGCCAGCAUUGAGCCCUAGUUAUGGGGGGAAUGCAAAUUUUAAUAGCAAUCUCAGCUAUGGGCGGGGAGUGAGGCCUUACUAUAUUGGUAAUAAUAAUACCCUUGCUAGACCUAUAGGAUAUGAUGGAGGUAAUGGAGGAAACACUUCAUUUUUCAGCUCGGCAACGAGAAACUUGUGGGGAGAUGGGGGGCUCAAUUAUAACACCAACUCUACAAGCUCAAAUGCAUACAUGGGAUCUGGAACUGGAAGCCUUGGAGGAAGCACCUUUGGCAACAGUGGGGCUAAUUGGGGUUCUUCAUCACUUUCAGCUGAGGGUGGAGGAAAUAAUGUUUCUAAUAGCAGUCUGAAUUUUGGGUAUGGAAGGGGUGAAAAUAGUUUUGGUUUGGGCAUUGGUAGUUAUGCAAGAAACAGUGGGAACAAUAUGGGCCCAACAUCAUAUGCUGCAUCAAAUGGUAGCUUUGAUGGAGCAUUUGCUGACCUUUAUGGCGGCAGUUCAGAUUAUGGGGACCCCACUUGGCAGUCAUCAAAUUCCGAGCGAGAUGCAUCUGGUUCCUUUGGUUAUGGCCUUGGCAAUGCCACUUCUGAUGUUCCAGUCAAAAGUUCUCCUGGUUAUGUUGGUGGUUAUAGUGUUAAUAAGAGACAGUCAAAUAGAGGUAAGAGCUCCUAG